Molecule: messenger RNA, 1434 nt
Organism: Topomyia yanbarensis
Lineage: Eukaryota; Metazoa; Arthropoda; Insecta; Diptera; Culicidae
Exons: 4
Coding region: 1-1434 (477 amino acids)
Molecular function (GO): zinc ion binding
Source: RefSeq, a predicted model, not a curated record
AUGGACUCGGAAGGUGGAAACCGAAAAGACAUUACGGUUAAUGUUAAUCUAAUCGACAUAUUAGAUUAUGUUGGCGACUCAGUGCGACCAAUUCGCGAGGAUUGUGCCGUGUUCGAGGCUAAGCAUGUGAUAUUUAUAGGCUACACAGAAAAUUCAGCGGACUGUGUUUACAUUACGGGAUUUGUAAGACAGUCAUCUCAUCCACAGCAUAUACCGCACACAAUUGACCUGAAAAUCACUGCCAAUGUCUCCGGGUGGGCGUUGAAAUGUUCUUGUAAGGCAGGGACGGCUCGCUGUAAGCACAUUAUUGCUUGCUUGUUGGAACUUAACCGUUCUGUUAACUGUGAGUUCCUUUCCUGCACUACUGCAGUCCAAGCAUGGGGAAUCACAAAAAAAGAGAAAUUCAACAAGUGGGGAGCAAAACGAAUCAAUCAACUCUGUUGCAUAAAACAAUAUGUUCGCCUACUUCCCCCGGACAUACAAUUGCAAAACAAUAUUUUGGCCGAGUCGUUCAACAGGAUUUUGAAUGUUGCCAAGAAUUCUGCCAUUGCAAAACAUAUAAACGGGAGACAGUUGAACGAGCCACUUAUGUAUCCUGAUCGAUUACUGCAGUGUACGGGGUCCACAGUAAAUGUUGAAUUUUGUCGAUCAAACGAAUUGCAGAGCAUGCUGACGUAUGCACGCACCAACGUUUUAACAACACAAUACAAAUUUGCAACAGUGCAGGAGGAGAAAUUUUAUAGAGAGCAUAUAAAUGUGGACUUAGCGAGAAUUAUUGAAAUUGCGAUUGAAACUCAGAGUCAAACUUCCAACUUUUGGAAAAUUCAAAGGUCGAUUCGGAUCACCGCUAGUUCGUGUUACAAACUAUUCACUUACCUUACUAACGCUAAUCCAAAUUGGGAAAAGAAAAUAACCCAAUAUUGGAGCAUUAAAGCCUUGAAGAGUAAAGCGAUACAGUAUGGUAGCAAAACCGAAUCUGCUGCUUUCCAAUGUUAUAAACAAAAACGCAACCCGAUGAUAAUGAAAUGUGGGUUGGUUAUCAAACCUGAAGAAAACUGGUUCGGUGCCUCUCCAGAUGGCGUCGAUUGCUUGAACAACGUCGUUUUAGAAAUUAAAUGCCCCUUGACAGGUGAGAACGGCAGUAUUCUGGAAUUGGAACAAUGUGGGACGGUGAAAAAAUAUGUGAAACGGUGCCCGGUUACUGGUGAGCUGCAACUGAACAAAAAUCACGCAUACUACUGCCAAGUUCAAAUGAACAUGUGGGUCCUUCAAUGCGACAAAUGUGACUUUAUCCUGUAUUCUGCAAAGGAUGACGACUUUUUACUCAUCGAAGUGGAUUUUGAUCGUUCUUUCACCGAGAAUAUCGUUAAUGGAUUGAAAGGGUUAUACUUCACUCGCAUGCUUGCAACACUUUUACCAGAUUGUAGUACGUAA